Molecule: messenger RNA, 426 nt
Organism: Ostreobium quekettii
Lineage: Eukaryota; Viridiplantae; Chlorophyta; Ulvophyceae; Bryopsidales; Ostreobiaceae
Source: the annotation of a GenBank genome assembly
GGUGACGCCUUCCUCUUCCAUUCUUUUAGCCCCAACCUUGAAAAAGAUGAAGCAGCCCUGCACACUGGUUGUCCUGUGCUCAAGGGUGUCAAGUGGACUGGCACCAUAUGGAUCCACACUGUGCCCUUCAGACCUGGGAGCUUUGCUCGCCCUGACCCCAAUGCCCCGCCGCCUCCUGAUCCUGGCCACUGUGUGGAUCUGCGUGACGAGUGUGCCAAGUGGGCAGAACGUGGCGAGUGCGAAAAGAACGUCCAAUACAUGGCUGGAAACCAAGACGGCGCCGGACACUGCCGUGCUUCUUGCAGCGCCUGCGAGGUGUGCAAAGACGUGGACAGGGCUUGCUACAAUAGGAACAGAGAGGCCGCGGGCUACCUCGUGCUCGAUGAGCGUGAGGCAAGCCCUGGGUACAGGAGCCCCGUGGUGUAG